Molecule: messenger RNA, 999 nt
Organism: Micromonas commoda
Lineage: Eukaryota; Viridiplantae; Chlorophyta; Mamiellophyceae; Mamiellales; Mamiellaceae
Exons: 2
Coding region: 1-999 (332 amino acids)
Source: RefSeq, a predicted model, not a curated record
AUGCGAGCACGGGGUAAAGUGGAGGUCGAACUGCAAGGUGUGCAGCGCUUGUCCGCACGGUGCAAGGAGUGCGGUGGGUCUCAAAUCUGCGAGCACGGUCGUCAGCGCUUUCACUGCAGGGAGUGCGGCGGGUCUGGAAUCUGCGAGCACGGUCGUGGGCGCCAUAGGUGCAAGGAGUGCGGUGGGUCCCAAAUCUGCGAACACGGUCGUGUACGCUCUCAGUGCAAGGAGUGCGGUGGGUCUGGAAUCUGCGAGCACGGUCGUCGGCGCUCUCUAUGCAAGGAGUGCGGUGGGUCUGGAAUCUGCGAGCACGGUCGUCAACGCUAUAGCUGCAAGGAGUGCGGUGGGGCUGGAAUCUGCGAGCACGGUCGUGAGCGCUAUAGCUGCAAGGAGUGUCGCGCGGCAAAGGCUGGAACGUUCCCGGAUGUGGACGUCGAGGUUGGGGUGACGGAGGACGCGUCGAGCAAGGGGGCGAAGCGGAAGAGGGCCCCUUACACAAAGGGGCCAUGCGAGCACGGGGUGAAGUAUCGGUCGCAGUGCAAGGUGUGCAGCGCUUGUCCGCACGGUCGUCAGCGCAAUAAGUGCAAGGAGUGCGGUGGGGCAUCAAUCUGCGUGCACGGUCGUGAGCGCAAUAAGUGCAAGGAGUGCGGCGGGGCAUCAAUAUGCGAGCACGGCCGUCAGCGCUCUCACUGCAAGGAGUGCGGUGGGGCAUCAAUCUGCGUGCACGCUCGUGAGCGCAAUAAGUGCAAGGAGUGUGGCGGUGCAUCAUUCUGCGAGCACGGUCGUCAGCGCAGAUACUGCAAGGAGUGCGGUGGGUCCCAAAUCUGCGAACACGGUCGUGUACGCCGUCUGUGCAAGGAGUGCGGUGGGUCUGGAAUCUGCGAGCACGGUCGUCAGCGCCCUCAGUGCAAGGAGUGCGGUGGGUCUCAAAUCUGCGAGCACGGUCGUCAACGCUAUAGCUGCAAGGAGUGUCGCGCUGCGAAGGCCAAACAGAGGUAG